Molecule: messenger RNA, 2504 nt
Organism: Cydia fagiglandana
Lineage: Eukaryota; Metazoa; Arthropoda; Insecta; Lepidoptera; Tortricidae
Gene: Y-c
Product: protein yellow-like
Exons: 8
Coding region: 68-1294 (408 amino acids)
Cellular component (GO): extracellular region
Source: RefSeq, a predicted model, not a curated record
GCUGAACCGGUCGGCCUGACGCCUGACCCCGCUCAAAUCUUGAUCAACCUACAAUAACACAGGAAAUAUGCGGGUAAUUAGUUUUAUAAUAGCCGCUGCGGUGCUGGCUAUAUGUAAAGCAGCAUCACCACAACUUCGAUUCGCUUGGAAGCAAGUAGAUUACGCCUGGGACACACCUGCUGACAGGGAAAAUGCUAUUAAGGCCGGCCAAUUUGUACAAGAACAUAACUUAAUUCUUGGUUUGGCGAGAUGGAAAAAUAAGCUGUUCAUCACCGUCCCAAGGUGGAAGAACGGCGUGGCUUCAUCCCUAAACUAUGUAGAUAUAGAUGGGGCUCAAGAUCAAAUUUUGAAGCCGUAUCCUUCAAUGAAAGACAACUUGGUCCCAGAUGACGCGAAGGAACUCCCUUCCAAUAGUUCCAUUAUCUCCGUGUUCCGGGUGUAUGUCGACCCCUGUGAUAGACUAUGGGUUAUGGAUUCAGGAUUGGCUGACAUUUUUGGUGCUGGUAACCAAAUUACGGGACCGUCUCUAGUGGUGUUCGAUUUGAACACCGACCAGCUUCUUCAUAGAUAUUUCUUCAAAGUCACCGAUAUGAAGGAGGAUUCGUUCUUCGCCAACAUCGUGGUGGACGUGGACAAGGACACAUGCGACAACGCGUUCGCAUACAUCCCGGACCUGGGCGCGUACGGAGUGGUGGUCUACAGCCUGAAGCAGAACGACUCCUGGCGUAUCUCGCACCACUACUUCCACUUCGAGCCCCUGGCUGGCCAGUACAAGGUUGGCGGCAUCGAGUUCCAGUGGACUGAUGGAGUUUUCGCGCUGGCUUUGUCUGAACCAAGGGAACACGGAUAUCGGACGAUGUUUUUCCACGCAUUCUCGAGCACGAAGGAGUUCUGCGUAUCAACCGAGCUGCUCCGUAACUACACACACAUCGAUAAGCACGAGGCAUUCCACGAUUUCAAGUUGCUUGGUGACCGCGGAGAACGCACUCAGUCCUCAGCCAGCUUCUACGACCCCAAGACAAGUGUUCUCUUCUACACACAGGUGAACAGAGACGGCGUGGGAUGCUGGAACGUGAACAAGCCCUACACGCCGGAGACCAACCCUCUCAUCUUCAGCGACCCUAUCCUCUACGAGUUCCCCAACGACUUGAAGGUGGACGAUGAAGGCACCCUAUGGCUGCUAACUGACAAGCUGCCGCGGUUCCUUUACAAGUCGCUGGACCCCAACGAAAUCAACUUCAGGAUAUUCAGCAUCAACACCACCGAAGCCAUCGCUGGCACCGCCUGUCAAUAAAACGUAUUGUCAGUUGCACGAAGAUACUGUAAACUGGAGAAUGCCCAAAAUAAAUUGUUCUUUACUUUUAUUCAGGCUGUUAGUUCAAGAAUGACAAUGUUCAAAAAUGGCUCGUAAAGUGUUAACAUACAUAAUAAAUUAUUAUAUGAACCAUGCCUGAAAAACGGUUAGUUGCCAUUACACUCUUCUCAUUACGUCUACUUAAGAGAAAAGGGGACGGCCGUGUCUCAAUACAAACGUAGUCUCCAUUUUCCUUUCUGGAUAUUGAUAUUACAGAAAAUAUUUUUACAUAAUUUGAUGUAUGUGUAUAUACCAUAGCUAUGCGUAUGAGUUUUUUUAGAUUUUUUGAUUAUUUUAAAAAUUAGGAGCGAAAAACAGAUUUUAUACAAAAUUUUAUAUGUUGCUAACUCUUAUAAUAAUUAAAAAUUCGAUAAAAAUCAAACGUAGGGGCAUAGCUGUCGUUCAUAUACAUCAAAUUGUGUCUAAAUAUUUUCAGAGAGGAAAAUGAGAACUACGAUUGUAUGAAAAGGCGAUUUCGCGCGGGUCUUGUAGGUUUCUGUCGAGUGAUGUUUUACCAAUAUUUUGCCCUACAGUGAGGUGGGAAGUCCAAUUAAAUUAGACUCACAUUUUGUAAAAUAUGUAAUAGUAUUUAUUCCCUUAAUUGGCUACCUACUUAAUUUUUUUGUCUGCUUUAGUACAACGUAUUUUACUUGUGCAUAUGUUAUAAGCUGUAGUUUUGAUCUCGAUACCUAUCAUCUAAAUUGAAAUAAAAACAAAUUAAUGAUACUGUCUUUUUGUCGAGGCUGAUGAAAGUGAUGAAGCCGAAAACUCGAUCUACUAGAUUUUAUUUUGUAGAAAAGUUGGUGUCGUUCAAAUAUUUUCAUUGUAUAAGACAAAGUGGAAAAGUAUAGCGACAUAAUCUUUACGUCUACUUUGAAACAUAUUCACUUAAAUUUGUGAGUAGGUACUUAAAUCGGUGUAAAUUUUCACAUUUUUAUAAUUUGUAUCUUGACUAUUAUCAACUAUUAUGUAACCUAUUUACUUGUUUAAAGCAUACCGUUUUAUUUGUUUAUACUUAAAUAGCCCGUGACGUUACACAAAUAGGUAAUUGUUAUUAUUUUGAUUACAGUUGUUACAACACUCAUAAUUUACGUAGGUAUAACAUAAUUAAAAUUAAGUAGCAUAGUACAAAUAAAUUCGUUAUGAUAAA